Messenger RNA from Leptomonas pyrrhocoris, 4976 nucleotides. RefSeq names its product putative ubiquitin hydrolase putativecysteine peptidase Clan CA family C19. Bases 765 to 4976 code for a protein of 1403 amino acids. The transcript has a single exon. Lineage: Eukaryota; Euglenozoa; Kinetoplastea; Trypanosomatida; Trypanosomatidae. The record is from RefSeq and is a predicted model, not a curated record. Gene Ontology annotation, biological process: protein deubiquitination; regulation of protein stability. Gene Ontology annotation, cellular component: cytosol; nucleus. Gene Ontology annotation, molecular function: cysteine-type endopeptidase activity; cysteine-type deubiquitinase activity.
AGGUUGCGAUGCUUCUCAAAUCUACCGCGUAAUAAUCUUUUCAUCUUGAUUUCGUUCUCUCUUCUGCAACGAAGAGCUCGUGACACUGCGCGACGCGUCAUUGGGCCGAGUUGUCGUGGCCAUCUGCUCAGCUAAUAGAGAAGAAGACAGACUCGUGCGCCAGACAACAGAACGGGGAAGCCUCAUACUUUUAUUGUUGUUUGCCUCUCCCGUUCAGAAACAAGCGCCUCUCUUUUUUUCUUCGUUCCUCUGCUCUUUUCGUUAGUCUCCCUCACUCCCUCUUUCUGGCGGUUGGUGACGCACGUACGCGCAGGGGAAGAAGACGAUCCGCCACGUUUUGGCGGAGUCAACAGAGGAAAAAAUAAAAGCGCGCGAACUCAUUUUAUUUGUUAUUUGUGGACCUUUUCGUGAUAUUACUCGGCUUAUCGUCGCACCGCGACGGUGCUGUCUUCGGAUUACCGCUGUAGUUGUGUUUUUUGGUGUGUGUUUUUCCGUGGUAUCUCUCUCCUCAAAUUCUUUUUGUCUUCGCUCUUUCUUCUUUACCUCCUCCGUUCAAGAGGAACCUUCCGUGUCGCGUCUCGCUCCCUUCUGGAGGAUUUUUUUCUUUGAUUUUGUGAGUUCCUUCAACCCGGCCUCGGUCUGGCCACACUCCCUUCUCAAAUCAUACUCACAUACUGAGAUCUAUAUAUAUCGCACUCAACGCACAUACAUACAGACACAGACACACGCGUGGUAACACAACGAGGAAAGGGACAGAGUCGACGAUGGAGCAGCGCAACGGUUCGUUCGGCGGCACACAGUCCCCCGACUCGGACAGCUUAGACCCCUACAUGAAAGUCGCUCGUGACGAGUCCGUUGGCUCCGCCAUCAGCUCCGACGCGGCCGACGACGGCGGCGAGCACAGCACCGACCGCCUCGCCGUCACCUCUAGCGACGACAGCAGCCGAAGCCCGAGCAACAGCCACGACCUCUUCGGCAAUCAAAGCAAAGCGGACGGCGUUUCAGGAACGUCGGCUGGUGGCCCCUCGUCGCCGAACGAGAACGAGCAGGAGGAGGCCGCCGUCGUGGCCAAGCGUCCUGCCGCUGUCGGGCUCAUCAACGAGGGCUGCACGUGUUACCUGAACUCCCUCCUGCAGCUACUCUUCCACACGAGUUACUUCCGCACGGCGGUGUAUCAAAUUCCUGUCGAGGGCGAUGACGAGCCCAGCGUCUACAAGGCGCUGCAGGAGAUCUUCUUCCAAAUGCAGGAGCGCACGACUCCCGCGCGUACCACGACGCUGACGAACGCCUUCGGCUGGGGGAAGCGGGAACUGUACGUGCAGCACGACAUUCAGGAGAUGGCGACGCUGCUGCGCGACAACUUGGAGGAGCGCAUGAAGGGCACCGUGACGGAAGGCGCGAUCAACCAGCUCUUCGAGGGUCGUGGAGAGCAGUUCGUGGAGACACUGGACAAGUCGUACGUGUCGCGCCGCGCGGACACCUACUACGACAUUCACAUCCCCCUCGGGCAGCACCACACCCUCUACGACAGCUUGGCUUCGCUCACGGCGCGCGACCAGCUCGUGGGCGACAACAGGUACCGCGUGGAGCGCGAGGGGAAGCCCGCGGUGUACAUGGACGCUGAGAAGGGCUACAGCUACACCCGCUUCCCGGCAGUGACGUGGUUCCAUCUAAAGCGCUUUGCGAUGGACCUCACCUCGCCCACGCUGGAGAUGCGCAAGGUGAACGCGCCGCUGGAGUUUCCGGUAGAAUUGGACCUGCGCGGGCUCGAGAAGCCCGAGGCGGCCGACAAGGAGCAGGAAACCCCCAAGGCAAAGGCGGGCUCGGCGGUGGUGCCGUUCCCUGCCGACUCCCCUGCCAUCUACGACCUGCAGGGCGUCAUUGUCCACCGCGGCACGGUGCGCAGCGGGCACUACUACUGCUACAUCCACGAGUGGGACUCGGCGGAGCAGCGCUACACGCGCUGGCUCGAGUACGAUGACGAGAGCGUGCGGGAGGUGCCAGAGGACGUCGCGGUGCGGGCGAAUUACGGUCGCGGCGCGCCGGUCGACUCCUUUCGUCACGAAGCCGCGAUGAUGGGGGGCGCCAAUGCAUACAUCCUGUCCUACGUGCGGCGGUCCGACGCGCCGACCAUCUUAGCCCCCUCGCCGACCGACAUCGUGUCCGAUCGCGUGAAGGAGGCACUGCGGCGUGCCAUUCAAGACGAAGAGCGGCAGCUGCGCGAGGCCGAGGAGGCGCGCAUGUCAGCAAAUCUGUGCUGCUUGACCGAUGCCACGCUGAGUGCGUACUGCGACUCGAUCUGCAGCACCGAGCUGUACACGCGGGACGCGCAUCAGUGGCGCCGCAGCGCGGAGUGCGUCGUGACGGUGAGUAAGUCGAACACCGUGGCGGAGGUGUACGAGGCCCUCGCUGCGCAGCCCGCCCUGGCACGGCGCGGCGUGACGGCGGACAACUUCCGCCUGUGGCGCUGCACGGACGCGGCGGCGCUGCGGCCGACCAUUGCGCUGCCCACCUAUGCGGAGGCCGUCGCUCGUGCUGCCGACAGCACCCGACAAGCCGCAUGCCUCUGCGACUACCUCACGUCGGAGGAGAACAACGCAGCGCUGACCAUUUGCGUCUACAUUGAUCAAGCGAAGCCGCCGCUGCCCGGGCUGCGCGGUCUGACGAAGGAGGCGAGCCUCAUCGAGAGCGUCCACCCCGAUCCGGUGACUCGGUGCUACACCGUGACGCUGUCGAAGCCGGUCGAGGCGAAGGCCUUACACGUCACGCUGGACAACUCCGACUACGCCGCCACGGUGGAGUACGUGACGACGAACACCAAGGAAACGCUGCCGGUGGCGAUGGUUAGCGUGACUGCCGGCGACAACACGGUGGCGCUGCCGCUAAAUGAGGCACGCAAGACGGUCUCGGUGACCAUCAAGGCGUACAUCGUGAACCUGCGGCAUGUACCCGUGCGGGAUGUGCAUCUGGAGCUGCCUUUCGGCCACCCGCUGUUGCAGCCGCCGCCGAGCCCCGUGACCGCCUCACCGCUGCCCGUGCUGCCUUCCAUCGGCUACGACCGCGCGUUGAUCUUCUUCAAGUACUACGACUACGCCACCAACACGAUCCAGUACAUCGGCAGCCGUCUCAUUGACCGGGCGGCCAAACUCUACUGCCUCGCCGCGGUCUACCGCAGCGCGCUCGGCCUAUCAGACGGCACGUCGUCGUCGCUCUCUACCACCGUGAGCGAGACGGGCUCCUCUACCUCGAACACAGCCAACGCAGGCCCCGCAACGGCAACCAAGCAGGCGCCCGCUCCGUCGAUGUUUCGCUACUUCGUCGAGCGCGGUGAUCACACGCCGGUCGAGAUCAACGAGCAGUACGACCUCGCCGACUUCAAAUCUGGCACCGUCGUGGUGGCUCAGUUGCGCGCCAUUCCGGCCCCGUACCGCACCUUGUGUGUCCGCAAUUUCUACCGCGACACACGCAACAGCCUCGAUGCGCACGUGAUGGAGGUGCGCCGGUCGCACCUGACGAACGACGAGGCGUACCGGCAGGCAGCAGAGACGCAGCAGCGGACGGCGGUGGCUGCGGCGAAGCGAAGCGUGUUGACGUCGCGUGCGUCGGCCACGGAGGGCGGCAGCGCCACGACCACUUCCACCGCAGCAGAGGGGCCGGCGGAGACGCCGGGAAAAGGUCCGUCCGCCAUGAACAGCACCGCGUCCAUUCCAUCGACCGCAGAGCGCAGCACCACCGCCAAUGGCAUGACGGAGUCGGUGGACGCGGUGCACAGCAACACCGACGCCGCUGCCAUAACCGAGGGCAGCCGCAGCAGCGCAGCGAACAGCGCGACGCCGACUUCUGCCGUGGCCGCGGUGACGGCUGCCGUGGAAGCCGACCCGACCCGCAUCGCUGCUUCCCUGAACCCCUACGAGGCGGUCCAGUUGCCCAUCCUGCACGAGGCGGUGGUCGAGCCGCUUGGAAUUGAGAACUACUGCCGUCUUCUCUCGAGCUGGGGCUACGAGGCUGUCUGCGCGGCCAUCGGUCGCACCAUUGACUACGACCCAAGUCACAUCCAGCUAUACCAAAACUGCAGCACCGGCGAGCCCGCACCGGACUCGCAGCCGGUGCUCUCCAGCAACGCCACCACGGUGUCUGACCUGCUCUACUUGGAGGCCUACAACCCCACGACGGUGCUGUAUUACGAGCGCCUGCCCAUCCCGCGGGAGCAGCAGCAGAGUAUGGUCAUGCUUACCGUCACGCUGCGCGAUCACGUCGGGCACGCCCUACACCGCGAAAACUUUACCGUGAAGAUCGCCGCAGCGACACCGCAGGCCUUGGUGCGGCAGGUACGGCAGUCUGUGCCUGUGUGGCAGCGGGAAGCGGACCCGUGGGGCACCGUGCAGGACACCCUCAAUGCCACGCACUACGUCCUCUGUUUCGUGGACGUGUCGCAGCAUCAGAUUGUGUCCUUCUACGAGGUGCCGAUGGGCAACACCCCAAACGACGACGAAGAGGCGGCGCCUAUCCUCGAGCCGUCUUUGCUGCGGUGCUUUGAAGUCGAAGUCCAGGCGGCGGUCCCGUUGCAGGCAACGGAGCGACGGGUGGCGUGCUGUCACAUGAACUACGACACGGCAGACCGCAGCGCGUCCGUGGCGCAGCGGCAGCAGCACGAGCGAUGUGCCUUUGGCCAGCCCUUCCUCAUCACCAUCGACACGCAAACCACCGUGCGCGACGCGCAGGCGAUCCUGCUGCAGACGACGCACCUCCCGAAGGACGCGCUGCACAACGCGCACGGCUACGGUGUGAUGAUGGUGGCAGGGCAAACCUACCACUUCGACGACUGGGAUGAGCACGUGCACCUGUACUGGAUGCACACCAAAAACUCCUCAUCGUAUGUGCCGAGCCUGAUGAUGAACCACGCCAAGCCGCGCGAGAAGCCAGGGUCGCGCUACGUCGCGCAGUACAACCCGCAGCUGAAGAUUUCCAACAAGUGA